UCCAGGACAGAGACGCCCGCCAUGCCCGACACUCUCGAGACCGCCCAACAUUUUAUCUUCGUGACGCAGGUGCACUUCUGCGCCAUGUACGCCAUCGUCGCCUGGGACUGGAUCACCAGUCUCCCGACUGAAUGGCGAUGCAUUUGGAAAUGCCGCUGGACACCCAUCAAGCUUACCUACCUCAUGUGCCGCUAUUGGGUCCUCACCGUCGUACCCUACCUUCUCUACGUCUUUUGCGUCGAUCACUCUUUGGAAACCUGUCAGCGAAUCUAUCGUAUUCCCGUCAUUCUUGCCAUGUGGAACCAAGUCGGCGCGGAAGCCGUCUUGGUCAUACGCACUUAUGCUUUCUUUAAUCGGAACAACGCCGUCCUUGCGGCGCUCCUGAUCAUGAUGUCCGCCAUGAUCACCUAUCAACUCUGGGUCGCUGUAGACGCGAUGGACUUGCUCGCUUUCGUGAAGCCUCCCUUUACGAUGGGUCCAUGCCUACCCGUAUCCAAGCCACACUCGGCACAUCUUCUAGGAUUUUUCAUCGCCCCUUUGGCAUUCGACACGAUCGUCACCACCAUGACCGUGGCCAAAGCGAUCACGGUUCGUCGCCGCAACGGCGGCAUGACCAGCCGCCUCAUCCAGACAUUCAUCCGCGAAGGGGUCUUCUACUUCCUUCUGAUAUCCAUAGCUAAUUUGAUCAACGGAAUCUUCUACCUCCAACCGCGCCAAGCCAUUUCGGCCAUUUGCAUCCCACUCAGCGUGAUGCUCGCACCGGUCCUCGCCUGCCGUAUGGUAAGGCUUAGAGUCCCACGAUAUGCAACAAGAUACUGA
Messenger RNA from Punctularia strigosozonata HHB-11173 SS5, 819 nucleotides. RefSeq lists its product as uncharacterized. The annotation marks the transcript as partial. The record is from RefSeq and is a predicted model, not a curated record. NCBI's taxonomy places the organism in Eukaryota, Fungi, Basidiomycota, Agaricomycetes, Corticiales, Punctulariaceae. The transcript has 11 exons.